AUGGGAAUACAUAACCUCACACGUGUGGAAGAUUUCUGGAGCUCCGAUGACCGACUAAGAGUAGAGGGUGUUGCCAAAAUCAUGCCUAUUCAACGUUGGCGUAAGUUGAACCAGUAUAUUCAUCUUACAAAUAACCGUGACCAGCCUGAUCCUACUGACCCUAAUCACGACAGGUUAUUCAAAGUCCGGCCACUUGUAGACAUGUGUAACAGAAAUUUCACGAGUGACAUUUACCGUCCAAGUCGUAAUCUGUCUGUUGAUGAAGCAAUGAUUGGUUUCAAAGGCGGGUCAUUGCUGAAACAGUACAUACCAAACAAGCCGACAAAAUGGGGAUUGAAAUCGUGGAUGUUAGCAGACUCUCACACAGGUUUCUGUGUACAAGCCGACAUAUACACUGGCGCGAAAGGUGGUCAAGGUUCGACUGAAGGUUUAGGGUACAAGGUUGUUAUGGGUAUGGCUCGGCAUGUGCAAGGAAAGCAUCACCAUCUAUUCUUUGACAAUUAUUUCACCUCGCCGAAACUGUUGAUAGACCUUGUCCCCAUGCAGAUCUAUUCUACAGGGACGGUGAGGCCAAACAGGAAGGGACUACCACUAAAUUUUUCUGAUAAAGAUAAAAAGGCUGAUAGGGGAAAGAGCGCUUUCUGGCAGAAAGGUGACAUUGUAGCAGUGAAGUGGAAAGAUAACAAUUUUGUUCAUCUAAUUUCAACUAGCUGUGAUGACACGAUGCGACAGGCCUCAAGGAGGGUAGGCGGCCAGCUUGUGAACAUCCCUUGUCCGGACAUGGUGAAGACCUACAACAAAUACAUGGGUGGCGUCGAUCUCAACGACCAGUUACGUUCAUACCAUCCAGUUGGACGCAAAGCCAAGAAGUAUUGGAAGUAUAUUCUUUGGUUUUAUGUGGAUUUGUGUCUUAUCAAUUCAUGGAUCCUAUAUAAGCUUGCCGUGACCGACAAACCAAAGAAGACAUAUUCCCAACAAGACUUCAGGCUGGAUGUGUGUGAUGGACUUGUUGCAGGGUUCACGUCACGUAAAAGGAGGCUUAGCCAAGUCCGUGUACUGUCAGCCAUUGUCAAUCAGGAAAACGUAGGUGGACAUGUUCUUGUCAAAUUUCAAGGUCGGAAGCGCGUGUGUGUUAUGUGUUCAAGGAAGAAACGUAAAACAGACAGCGGUCGCCCAGUGGAGUCUACAUUCGGAUGUCAGCAGUGUUCGGUGAAUCUGUGUAAAGAUGGAUGCCACGCGGAAUUCCAUGCAAUAAGCGAAUAA
Molecule: messenger RNA, 1263 nt
Organism: Mercenaria mercenaria
Lineage: Eukaryota; Metazoa; Mollusca; Bivalvia; Venerida; Veneridae
Product: piggyBac transposable element-derived protein 4-like
Exons: 1
Coding region: 1-1263 (420 amino acids)
Source: RefSeq, a predicted model, not a curated record